Ictalurus punctatus (channel catfish) is the source of this 4860-nucleotide messenger RNA. RefSeq names its product trafficking protein particle complex subunit 11 (gene trappc11). The record is from RefSeq and is a predicted model, not a curated record. The coding region runs from base 978 to 4376 and encodes 1132 amino acids. The transcript has 30 exons. NCBI's taxonomy places the organism in Eukaryota, Metazoa, Chordata, Actinopteri, Siluriformes, Ictaluridae.
UUCAAAUCAUGUCUCAGUCCGACUGAAGGAGAUUUAGGUUCCUUUAUUUAUUUAUUACUUCCUGUUUCAUUUGUUUCAUGUAGCAGAGUGUGAUUUCUAAUGCAGAAAUGCCACAUCUGUGAUGCUAGACUUACCUCAGUAGUUUAUUCUUAUUAACUACUAACUCAUCAGCAUGUGUUAGUCAGAUAGCUGACUGACUAGUUUAACAAGUCGGAAAAAGACAUUUAAAAAAAAAAAGCACCAGUUGUUGCUUUGCAUGAAAUGAUCCUUUAUUUCUUCGUCACGUUAUGGGGAUAAUGUGCACUUUGACGUUCAGCUUGAGCUUAGAAAUGAAUUGACACUGACUACGUUUACAUGGACAGCAGUAAUAUAAUUAUUGACCUUACUCUGAGUAAGAUAAUAAUGUGAUUAAGGUGUUUACAUGAGUCGCUUUUAGAAUACUCCUGUCAUGUUCCUGUUUUACAUGUUUUAGAACAUAAUUAGAUUAACAGCCUGCGUCAUUACGUCACCGCGCCAUGCCGUCCGACGUCCCUCCAGAAUUUCACGUAUCAACAUACAGUUCGUCUUCGUUAUGGGACCGUAUACAGUUUUGGGUGUUUUUAUUUAUUUAUUUAUUUUUUAACGAACGCUUUAAGUGCAGUUAAUUAUUUGUCAUGCUGUACGUGCUAAUAGACGACUGCUUGAAGCAGUGGGUGUGUCCCAAAUCGCGUAGUUACCGUCUAUAUAGUAGCCGAGAUACAUGUAUUUUUCCCCACUACAGGCCUAUAGUAGGAAAGUAUGCGAUUUGGGACACAGACGAACUCUCUUGUUCGCCGUAAAACGUGAAACUGCCGUGUGUGAUCAUGUCCUGUCGCAAAAUGCGGUGAAAACUCUCACACGACGCUCAUAAUGUGAUUAAGGUGUUUACAUGUCUGUGGCCCGAGAGGAGGCGGGUAGAACCAGCAGUUGUAGGCUGUAGAAACAGCUGCUUGAGGAAGAUGAGUCCGUCACAGUGGGAGCUCCCGCCGGAGUUGUGCUGCAGGCCCAUGGCGUUUGUGGCCCUGACAGGACUCGACGUGAUCUACAAUGCCAUCCAUCGCGCCAUCUGGGACGCCUUCUGCGCCAACCGACGGGCCGACAGAGUCCCCAUUUCUUUUAAAGUGCUCCCCGGAGACCACGAGUACCCAAAGUGCAGAACCAAGAGAACCUCCUACGAGUGGUACAUCCCUAAAGGUAUCCUGAAGACAGGAUGGAUGAAUAAGCACCUGAACCUCGUGCCGGCACUGGUGGUGCUCUUCUACGAGCUGGACUGGGACGACGCUCAGUGGAAGGAGAAGCAGUCCGAGUGCGCCACUAAAGUAGAGAUCGUCAGGACAAGUCUGCAGGGCAGAAACACUAAAGUCGCUGUUGUUUUAAUCCAGAAGAAGACUCCUCUUCCCCCUGGUGAGGACGUGGUGGCAUCGGAGAGAGCAGCGGCUCUGUGUAAUUCCUGUGAUCUCUCAGCGAAGUCCCUGUUUGUCCUCCCUCACACCGAUCACCUGGUGGGCUACAUCAUCAGGUUGGAGAACGCAUUUUACGAGCACGCUCAGACUUAUUACUAUAACGAGAUCCGGAGAGUGAAGUCUCACAAAGAGUUCCUCAAUAAAACCACUCAUCAGCUGCUGUUUGUGAGGCACCAGUUUAAAACUGGUUUCUUCAGCGAGCUCAAACAGGACACUCAGAAUGCUCUCAAAUACUAUAAAACCGCUUACAGUCUCAUCCACGAACUUCGAGCCCAUGAGACCAACAUGCUGGAGAUCAAGACUUUGGCUGGGUUCAUCAAUUAUAAGAUCUGCAGGCUGUGUUUUCAGCACAACACCCCCCUGGAUGCCAUUGCUCAGUUCAGGAAACAUAUCGACUUGUGCAAGAAGAAGAUCGGGAGCGCUGAGCUGGCCUUCGAACACUCCGCCUGGAUGUCUAAGCAGUUCCAGUCAUUCGGUGAUCUGUUCGACGAGGCGAUUAAACUGGGCCUCACAGCGAUACAGACACAGAACCCUGGCUUUUACUACCAGCAGGCUGCAUGUUACGCCCAGGAGCGCAAGCAGCAAGCCACCCAGCUCUGCAGUCAUGAGCCCAGCAUGAGCUUUCCCACACCGGACCCUUUGGAGACGAACGCUGGAGCUCUGGAUUUUUAUGGACAGAGACUAUGGAGACAAGGCCAUCAGAGUAUUGAUCCACCUGAUGCAGAGAAGGAAAAACAGGGUAUUCUCGCUCUCCAGCUGAAGGAGAGUGAGGUGCCCCAUUCGGAGCUGAUCAUCGCAUUGCUCAGUAACGCCGUUGCACAAUUUAAGAAGUACAAGUGUCCUCGCAUGAAGAGCCAUCUGAUGGUCCAGAUGGGUGAGGAGUAUUACAACGCUAAGGAUUACACUAAAGCUUUAAAACUGCUGGACUACGUGAUGUGUGACUAUCGGACUGAACGCUGGUGGACUCUGCUCACCUCCAUCUUGUGCACAGCCCUAAAGUGCUCGUACCUAAUGGGCCAUAUUAAAGACUACAUCACCUACUCAAUGGAGCUUGUGGGCAGAGCUUCUACUCUGCGUGAAGAUCAAAAGUCCAGGAUUGAGAAGAACUUGAUCCGAGUGCUUAUGAACGAGGUUCCUGAGCCAGAGCCGGAGUGUGAUCCAGGCUCCGUAAAAGCAGCUCAGGUGCUGUGGAGUGACCGCGUCUCACUGUCCAGCAAUAACGAGUUCACCGUCGAGGUGCAGGACUAUGUGCCCUUCAUCCAAUGCAAGGCCAAGUUCCUGUCUCCAAGCUUUCACGUUGACGAGCCUGUCCAGCUACAUGUGUACUUGAGAGCUGACUGUCCCCAUCCUGUCCGUUUCGCCAAGCUGUGUGUCAGCCUUAGCAACCAGGAGUAUAACCAGUUCUGCCUGGUGGAAGAGGCAUGCAAAGGAAAGGACAUCUUAGAAACGUCCUCGCAGCAGAACAUGUGUCUCGUUCCCGGCAAAGCCCGCAAGUACUGCUUCAAAUUUGUGGCUAAGACUGAGGACGUUGGAAGAAAGAUCGAGAUCACGCAUGUGGACCUGAUGCUGGGCAGUGAGAGUGGCCGCUGUGUGUAUCUGAACUGGAGGGGGGGAGGCGGUGAUGCUGCAUCUACCCAAGAAGCUUUGCAAGCGUCCCGCACUUUUAAGAGGAGAACCCGAAUCCCAGAACAGCAGGUUGACUGGGAUGCAAUUUCCAUCCAAGCUAACACUAUGGUCAUAUCCCGAGUGCCCCGAAUCUCUGUACAGCUGCAUCACGAUCCCCCAGCCCUGACUAAUGAGAUGUACUGCAUGACCGUCACCAUCCAAUCAGAGGAAACCACGGUGGCCAAAGACGUCAGUCUCACUGCCGGCCUCAAACCAGGUCAGGAUGCAAAUCUCACACAAAUGACCUACGUUACACUGAAUAGCGCAGAGGUGUGUGAUGAAGCACAUCCUGCUUUGCUCACUGAUAUUUCUAUCGGAGAGCUGCAGCCAGGGCAGAAGAUUGAGAAGAAGCUGUACAUUCGCUGUGUGAGCACUGGCUCCAGAAUCUUCCUGUUUCAUGUGUCUUAUGCAAUGAGCACCACGGUGGAGGGUAAAGACAUCACAUGCAGGUGUCACAAGGACGAAACCGUGACCAUAGACACAGUCGUUCCAUUUGACGUGGCUUUCAAGUUCAUGUCCACCAAGUUUGAGCACCUGGAGCGAGUGUAUGCGGACGUGCCCUUCCUGCUGGCGACAGACAUUUUGAGCGCAUCACCCUGGCCUGUGCGUUUAGUUAGCAGUGAUCUUCAGCUGGCUUCCAACAUGGCCGCCGUCGACGAGCCCCAGAGCCAGGUGGAGGGAGUGGUGCUGCAGACGGGCGAGUGUGCAAGCGAGUGCUUCAGUCUCAGAUGUCCUCCUGUUCAGAACGGCACCAGCACCGUGGCAGCAGGACACUACCUCAUCUCUUGGAAGAGGAAAUCUGCGUGUGCCGAGACACCAGUUGUCAAAACAAGUAUGAUCCUGCCUCACGUCAUCGUAGAGACUAUUCCUCUGUAUGUGCAUGCUGACCUCCCCUCGUUUGGUCGUGUGCGCGAGUCUCUACCUGUGCGCUAUCACAUCGAGAACCGGACCGGGCUGGUGCAGGACGUGGAUCUGUCCGUGGAGCCCAGCGACGCCUUCAUGUUCUCCGGUCUCAAACAGCUGCGGAUGAGGAUUUUGCCGGGUGCAGAGCAGGAAAUGGUGUACAAUUUCUACCCUCUGAUGGCUGGUUAUCAGAACCUUCCUGUGCUGAACAUCAACCUGCUACGCUUCCCCAACAUCUCCAACCAGCUGCUGCGCCGUUUCCUCCCCACCCGCGUCUUCAUCAAGCCUCAGGGACGAAACGCAGACGCUUCUAUUGCAGCCGCCUGAGACACAUGCCAAGGCUUCUAAUCUCAAACUAGUUUAGCUUGAUUUGUGUUAUAAUGCUUAAAUAUUUUUGAGUGGAGUACCACUGGUGCAACGUCAUAGCGAAAGAAACCCUUGAGGCCAGACCCUCUGGAUUCGAGCAGAUAUGUUUGUUUGAACGUGUUGAAGAGAGACAUGCCACUUGUAGCGAUUCCUCCCAGAGAAUUUAUACGCCAUGGCAGGAUGAAGACUGACAUUCCCUUUCUCCUAGGCAGUGAUGCAGUCUGGAAAUCCAGUGUGUGGUUAGUGUAACGUAAUGACGUGUUGUACACUGCACUGGAUGUGUGAAUCAUGCCUUGGUUGCUUUUUGUUUGUUUUAUUUAAAUUUAUGCUUUAAAAAAGUGUUGUUUCUGCUGCUGUUAUUAAUUAAUCUUAAUGAAUCUUGUGACUAAACAUUUACUAAUGUGAAUCCAAAAUAUGGUAAUAAAAUAAAGGAUUAUUCCUGGCA